AUGACAGACCUCGUUCAGUGUAGGAUGUGCCACCUGCAGUUUCCAGGAGAAAGGUGUUCCAGAGGCAGAGGAGUGUGCACUGCUACAGAAGACGAGGGCUGCUUGACUGGGAGGAUUUUCAAGAAAGAUGGGACUCUGUGGUUAACCUUCAUGGGCUGCCUGGAAAACUGUGCUAAUGUGGACAAAAUAAAAUGGAGUGUCUACUUGGUGACGUUCAGGUGCUGCAGGGUCUCUGACUUAUGCAAUGAAAACCUGUAG
Messenger RNA from Neogale vison (American mink), 258 nucleotides. It is a transcript of the gene PATE1, whose product is annotated as prostate and testis expressed 1. The transcript has 2 exons. NCBI's taxonomy places the organism in Eukaryota, Metazoa, Chordata, Mammalia, Carnivora, Mustelidae. The record is from RefSeq and is a predicted model, not a curated record. Bases 1 to 258 code for a protein of 85 amino acids.